CCAAAAGCCCCAAACCGCGAUCACGUCGGAAAGCGAACAAAAAGUCCGAGGCAGUCCGAGGUCACACUUCCGUGCCCUCAGUGCCCCUGGCUAGAACAACCCCCCAAUUUCAAAGCUUCAGCUAGUCACAGUCUCUUGCCGGAAUAGAACAGCUCAGAGCAAGACUUCCAGAUCACACUCCCACCACUUCCACACCUCCCCUCCCAAAAUGGGCCGCCUCACCAACAAAACCGUCCUUAUCACUGGAGCCUCAGCAGGUAUCGGCUCCGCCUGCGCGCACGAGUUCGCAAAAGAAGGAAGCCGCCUCAUCCUCGCCGCGCGCCGAACCGAAAAGCUCAACUCCCUGCGCGAAGCCCUCACAUCAUCUUACCCCUCCAUCGCGGUGCACGCCCUCGAACUUGACGUGCGCGAUCGCGCAAAGGUGUUUGCAGCCAUCAACGCCCUGCCGAAAGAGUUCAGCGAAGUGGAUGUCCUGGUCAACAACGCCGGACUGGUGAUUGGCCUGGACUCGAUCGAGAAGGUCACCGAGGAGGCGAUUGAUGUCAUGCUGGAUACGAACGUCAAAGGACUGUUGUUUGCGACCCAGGCGGUGUUGCCUGGGAUGAAGAAGAGGGGCAAUGGACACAUCAUCAACGUAUCCAGUAUCUCCGGCCGUGAAGUCUACCCCGGCGGAGGCGUCUACUGUGCCAGCAAGCAUGCCGUGGACGCACUCACACGCACGCUGCGGAUGGAACUGGUGGAUUCGCCCAUCAACGUCACAUCUAUCGACCCGGGAGCCGUUGAGACGGAAUUCUCCAUGAUUAGGUUUGGGGGCGAUAAGGCGAAGGCUGAUGCGGUGUACAAGGGGUUCACGCCGUUGAGUGGGACGGACAUUGCUGAGACGGUCGUAUUCGCCGCCAGCCGCCCACCCCAUGUUCAAAUCGCAUCGAUGCUCGUCCUGCCCUCCGCCCAGGCCGCGGCUACCAUGGUCGCUCGCAAGUAGAUUAGACUAGCAUGUCUUUUUCCUCUCUUUUCCUCUCUUUUGUGCUCUGCUACAUCUUAUCGUAGAGACGGCACAUCCAUCACAUACCCCACCCGUCAUGAUCCUUCUCGCGUAGGAGUAUGUAGCAGUACUGCAGCCAUGUAUAUACGGUCUUUUCCGCGCGGCGCUGUCUCUGGGCCGUUACGGGAUCUCCAAUCACAGCAUCCGCGAUGGUCACUUUUGAGCGGG
Messenger RNA from Fimicolochytrium jonesii, 1210 nucleotides. RefSeq lists its product as uncharacterized. The record is from RefSeq and is a predicted model, not a curated record. Gene Ontology annotation, molecular function: oxidoreductase activity. The transcript has 3 exons. Gene Ontology annotation, cellular component: cytosol. NCBI's taxonomy places the organism in Eukaryota, Fungi, Chytridiomycota, Chytridiomycetes, Spizellomycetales, Powellomycetaceae. Bases 209 to 982 code for a protein of 257 amino acids.